Paramecium pentaurelia is the source of this 2942-nucleotide messenger RNA. NCBI's taxonomy places the organism in Eukaryota, Ciliophora, Oligohymenophorea, Peniculida, Parameciidae. The record is from the annotation of a GenBank genome assembly.
AUGGAAGAGAAGGUUCAAAAAUAAUAUAUUGAUUGUGUAAAAAAGCUGCAAAGAUUUAUUUAAAGUAGUGUGCAUGACUAAAUUAGAUUAUCCUGAUAGAGUGCCAGGGAAGGUGCAAUAAAAAUUGCAAGUUCUAUAAGCAUCAAUUGACAAUCAUAAAUUUGGGAAAACGGAGUUAUUGUCUGAAGAAGAGAUAUAAUAAUUAAUAAACCCACCAAUUCCUGUAAAAUUUCGAAUGUAUAUUGAUAUUGUGAAUUCAUUUAUCUAUUCAGAAGAUGAAGUAUAGGGCCGUCUUGAAAUGAAAAAAAAAUCAGGAUGGUUUUGGAAUAAUAAGAUUUUAAAGUUAAAUAUGAUGGAUCGUAAACUUAUGAUUUCUAGGAAUGAUCCAAAGAAGAGAGAUAAAUAAUUAGCACUAUCAGAUUUUUCUCUAAAAUGGUAUAAUUAUUCUGAUAUUUAUUAAGGUGUGAAUCAAUGAAGAAUAAGUAUUGUUUUUAGCUUUGUGGAAAAGAGACAUUUUUAUUUGGAAGUGAAGAUUUAUAAUAAGCAGAGAGAUGGUUUAAUUAUUUAAGAUAAUGUUGUGCAUUUAUUGAUGAUGACUAAUUAAAAAAAAUAAAGUAUGAUAAUAAUAUUAUUAAAUGAAGAUAAUAAAAAUAAUUUUAACGAUAAUCUGAAGAUUUAAGUCAAUCACUUAAUAUUUAUCCUUAAAAGCGUUCAGAAAUAAUAUAAUCUAAGCCUUAAAACAUGGUUGAUGAUAAAUUAAAAACACAUCACAAAACCUAAUCUUAAGUGACAAAACCAAUUAAUGAUAAUACAUAAAAGUCAAUUGAAUAAAAGUAAUAAAUAAUAGAAAAGGAAUAAUCAGUUUCAGUUAUCUCAGUCUAAAAUGUAAAAGGAAAUUAAAAUAAUAUUACUUAACCUGAUAAUAAGGUUCCAGCUCUUUUGCAAAAUAUCCUACUUAAUAAGGAACUAUUCUCACUUGAUAGAUUGAUGGAUGAUUCAGAAUACCAAUUAAUAAGCUUUAAAAAUAAAUUGAGGUAUUGAUUAAUGAAAUAAUACUAGACUAUUAUAACAUAAAACAUAGUAAGAGAAAAUAAAAGCUAUUGUAAAUAUAAAUAGUGAUAACAUAAUUCCAAUAGUGUCAGCUUUGGUAUGUCCAGAUGUUAUGAAAUAAUGGAAUACAUAAAUAGAUUAGACAAUUAUUUUAGACAUUAUGAUUAAUAAUAAUUCUAUGAUAAUAUCUGAAAUGAGAAAAAAAUAUGGUUUACUUUAUUUGAAAAGAUCAUAUACUUAUUUAAGAUAUGUUUUUAAAGACAAAGAUACUUUUUUCAUUAUUGAUAAGAGUUUAUCAUAUCAAAAUAAUAUAUAAAAUGGAUAUCAAUUUGAGGGAUAAAUUUAAUUAAGUAUAAUAGCUGUUAUUCCAUAAUAAUAACAAUAAGUUAUGAUAAUUUGGGAAACAGAAACUAAAAAUGGAGGAUAUGCAAAUGAUGCUUAAUUAUCUUUACAUUAUGUCUCAGAAUUAUAGAAUUUAGAUUGUUAUUUAAUUUAGAAAUAGUUCAAGAUUCCAAUUCCAUAGAUAGUUGAAUAAGCUACUAAAGACCCACUUAAUGUAGAAAUAAUAGAAUAAUAUUAACCUUAAAGAGUAAUUGAAGUUUAGAUGGAUUCAUCUUUAUCUGAUGUAGAUUGCAAAUAAUUUUAAUCUUAAAUAAUAUUAGAUGAUGAACCAGAAUUGAUUAAUAAAACUGAUUAUCUGUAAUUAUUAGAUUUAGUAGCCAAAAAUCCUGGGAUGAUAUAUUGGUCAGCAAUACAUCAUUAUUAAUUAACACCAUUAGAACCAGAUAAUAUUUAUUAUACAGAAACUGCAGAACAUAAAAAUAUUAUCCUAUAAAGUGAUUGGGAAAUCUUAGAGAAAGGUGGUUUGAGAUUUAUAAAUAAAAAGAAACUUGAAAUUUAAAAAGAAGUUAUAACAUUUAUGUUAAAGAAAUUAGGAUCUAAUUUACUAAUGGGUAAAUCUUUAAUUAGUAUUUCUUUGCCUGUUAAUAUUUUUGAAAGAAGAUCUAAUUUGGAAAGAGCUUGUUAUAGUUUGGGAUAUAUGUGGUUAUUAGAAAAAGCAGGAGAAUUAUCAGAUCCACUUGAAUAAAUGAAAUUGGUAGCAUAAUUUUCUCUUGCUUAUAAUAUAAUGUUUUUAAAUAUGGAAAAACCAUUCAAUCCUAUAUUAGGAGAAACAUUCUAAGGUUACAUGAAUGGAAAUUUAUUGUAUUGUGAAUAGAUUUCUCAUCAUCCACCAGUAUUAGGAUUAUAUGUUUUGGGUAGAAAUUUUAAAUUAACUGGUCAUUUGGAAUCUUAAGCAAAUUUUAGUGCUAAUUCAAUUACAGGAUAAAAUUAUGGAUAUUUAUAAGUUACAUUUCCAAAUAAUACAUCAAUAAUAUUUAAUGUAAUGCCAGGAGUUAUAUAAGGGAUGACAAUAGGACAUAGAUAAUUUUAUUAUAAUGGUGUAGGAUGGUUAGUUGAUUUAGAAAAUAAACUUUUCUGUGAUAUAAUAGUUACAGCCUUUCCUGGAAUGUUUAGUAAAAAAGUUACACCUUAAGAUUUUAUUGAAGGAUAUAUUAUGAAAGGAUCUGUUAAAGAUGUUAAUAAAUUUAAUUAAGAAACAUAUCGUAAAUAUCAAGGAAUCAAAGCUUUACCUUAAUAGGAUAGACUUUCUAAUAUAAGUGGUAGAUGGACUACAGGAAUGAUAAUUGAUGGUGUUGAGGUUUUGAAUUGGUUUAAACAUUUCCCUUACAAAUUAAAAUAUGAAGAAUACCCUUUAGCAUCUGAUAGUAAUUAUAGAGAAGAUUUAAUUGCUUUAAAGACAGGUGAUUUAAAUAUAGCAUAAGAUAGGAAGGAGAAGAUGGAAAUUAAUUAAAGACAUGAUAAGAAGAUAAGAUAAAAGAAAAAACAUUGAA